Molecule: messenger RNA, 1477 nt
Organism: Fundulus heteroclitus (mummichog)
Lineage: Eukaryota; Metazoa; Chordata; Actinopteri; Cyprinodontiformes; Fundulidae
Gene: orc4
Product: origin recognition complex, subunit 4
Exons: 13
Coding region: 114-1418 (434 amino acids)
Biological process (GO): DNA replication; DNA replication initiation
Cellular component (GO): nuclear origin of replication recognition complex; nucleus
Molecular function (GO): ATP hydrolysis activity; DNA replication origin binding
Source: RefSeq, a predicted model, not a curated record
GAGGAUGAGCUGCACUCAAAAGAGGAAGUGGUCAUCGGUGACAGAGCUGUGUUCCCGCGAAGAUCGAGACGUGUUUUCUCCACCUUAAUAUUUUCAGGUUUUUAUAAAUCAUCAUGAGUAAAAGAAAAGCAAAAGACACCCAUCUGCCCAUUGGAGAAUGCAUCACUCAGGUUCACCACAUUUUAAGGAAGAGGUUUUGCCACCAGCAGCUUCCUGAUGCACCAGAGGGGGUGGAGGCCCAGCACAGACACCUGAUGGAGCUGCUGAAGCGCACCGCCGUCCACGGAGAGAGCAACUCUGUGCUGAUCGUCGGGCCGAGAGGAGCGGGGAAAACCAUGCUGCUGAGGAGCGUCCUGAGGGAGCUGGCAGAGGAAAAGGAGGUGCAGAAAAACCUCCUGCAGGUUCACCUUAACGGUCUCCUGCAGACGGACGACAGAGUCGCGCUGAAAGAAAUAACACGGCAGCUCCACCUGGAGAACGUUGUCGGCGACAGAGUCUUUGGAAGCUUCGCGGAAAACUUGGCCUUCCUCCUGGACGCGCUGAGAAAAGGGGACCGCAGCAGCAGCCGCCCGGUGCUGUUCGUCCUGGACGAGUUCGACCUGUUCGCCCACCACAAGAACCAGACCCUGCUCUACAACCUGUUCGACGUCUCUCAGUCCGCCCAGGCGCCCGUCGCCGUGGUGGGCCUCACCUGCAGACUGGACGUGCUGGAACUGCUGGAGAAGCGGGUGAAGUCUCGGUUCUCUCACCGUCAGAUCCACCUGCUGAGCACCCUGACCUUCCCUCAGUACUCGGAGCGGGUCCGCUCUCAGCUCAGCCUCCCCGACGACUUCCCGGACGCAAAGUUCGCCCAGCAGUGGAACGCCGCCGUCACGACUCUCUGUGAGGACAAGUCCGUCCGCGACGUCCUGCAAAGACACUUCGACUCCAGCAAGGACUUCCGCUCUUUACACAUGCUGCUGAUGUUGUGUCUGAGUCGAGUCUCCGUCGCCAAGCCGACCAUCACGGCCGCGGACUUCCUGGACGCCAGUCGCUCGUGUCUCGCCGACGCCAAGGCCAACAUGCUCCACGGGCUGUCCAUCUUGGAGCUGUGCCUGAUCAUCGCCAUGAAGCACCUCAACGACGUCUACGAAGGAGAGCCGUUCAAUCUGCAGAUGGUUCAGAACGAGUUCAGGAAGUUCCUGCAGAGGAAGACCAACUCCAUGUACAACUUUGAGCCGCCGGUCAUCAUGAAGGCCUUCGAGCACCUGCAGCAGCUGGAGCUCAUCCAGCUGGCCGACGGCUCCUCGGCCAAGACCCAGAGGGAGUACCGGCUGAUGAGGCUGAUGCUGGACCACGUUCAGGUCAUGGAGGCGCUGCAGAAGUACCCGCAGUGCCCCACCGACGUCAAGCAGUGGGCCAUGUCGGCCUUCGCUUAGACCGCUUAUUGUGCCAUGUCAUGAGUUUUAACUUCACAAUAAAUUAUUACAGAAAUAAA